AUGACCUACAAAUACAUCAGGCUUGGAGAAACGAAGGAUUCUGCCGGGUCGACUCGAGCUGUGUAUGGGUUUUUCGAUCGCGCAGGCAGGUUCCGUCGCCGUGCAGACAUCGGGCAGUAUGCCAUUCCAGUGGAUCUGGGAACCAGCUCGGGUGGUGCUCUUGUUACCCAUGAACGAGUAGAGUAUUCCUCACGCUUCCGAGGAUUAACACAUCGACAAGUCCGGAAAGAGUUUCAUUACCAGCUGGGGAGGAAACUUUGUUCACAAACAGCUGAUGGGGAGAUAUAG
Molecule: messenger RNA, 288 nt
Organism: Colletotrichum tamarilloi
Lineage: Eukaryota; Fungi; Ascomycota; Sordariomycetes; Glomerellales; Glomerellaceae
Exons: 1
Coding region: 1-288 (95 amino acids)
Source: RefSeq, a predicted model, not a curated record